Molecule: messenger RNA, 3993 nt
Organism: Magnolia sinica
Lineage: Eukaryota; Viridiplantae; Streptophyta; Magnoliopsida; Magnoliales; Magnoliaceae
Product: probable RNA-dependent RNA polymerase 1
Exons: 5
Coding region: 206-3619 (1137 amino acids)
Biological process (GO): siRNA processing
Cellular component (GO): nuclear RNA-directed RNA polymerase complex
Molecular function (GO): RNA-directed RNA polymerase activity; RNA binding
Source: RefSeq, a predicted model, not a curated record
AUUAAAACUACCCGCCAUAGCUCACGCACACACUCUCUUUCUCUCUCUCAAGCUUCAAAGUAGGAGUAAUUUCUCAAGCAUAAGAUUUUUUGUUGUUGCAAGUAAAGAUGGGAUCAGCGCCAUGAUCUUGUAAUUGCAGAAUGGAGAACUGUCCAAUUGAGCUAUACCAUCUCAAUCCCAACCUCAUUAGAUCAAUUCAAACAACAUGGUAGGUAGGACAAUUAAGGUUUCUGGUUUCCCCACGAAUGUGUCUGCAGAAACCGUGAAGGAGUUUUUGGAGAGAUACACGGGUGGGGGAACUGUCUAUGCACUUAAGGUUAGACCGCCAGAGAGUAUUGGGCCAAGAUCAAAAGCAUUCGUGAUCGUUCAAUUCACGACGAGCAGUUGCGCAGAAGAUAUAACCUUUAUGGCUAAUCAGCAGCAGCUGCAGUAUGAGGGUUCAUAUCUUAAAGCUCGAGAUGGGGAGCGUGAUAUUGUGCUGAAGCCAAAGGCCAAAAUGUUUAAAUUGGAACAUGUGAUUCUGCAUUUUGGUUCUCAGAUUACAGAUGGAAGUUUUUUAGCUCUUUGGAGGGUCGCUGGUGUUGAAGUGAACUCUGGUUUCGGUCUGAGGAAAUUGGAAUUCUUACUGUCUAGCCACGAAGUCCACUAUAAGCUUGAACUCUUUUAUGAGAGCAUUUGGCAAAUCCAGCUGCGCCGCUCACAUGGACAAGCAUCUAAGUUUCUUGUGAUACAGGUGCAAGCUUCUCCUCGGAUUUACAAGAAGCCUCCAAUCAGUCCACAAGCUAUAUAUGAAGAUCCGAUUUUAAACUACUACAAGGACAUAUCAGAUGAUCAAUGGGUCAGAGCAAUCGAUUUCACUCCCUCUUCUUCAAUCGGCCAAUCUUCUGCAUUGUGUUUGGAGGUUCCAUACAGCUGCAAGCUUCCUGAUAUCCGUGAGAACUUCGUACAUUUUAAAGAAAUUAAAGGUCAAUUCAUCGUGGAGAGUGGUCCUUCUUUCUCUCGUGGUUUGGAUCUUGUCCCCAUCGUCGGGCCUCGCCAAAGGACUCAAAUACCAUAUAAGAUUCUGUUUAAGAUAAACAGUUUAGUUCAGAAUGGGAUCAUCAUGGGCCCCACACUCGAUGAUGAUUUCUUUAGGUUGGUUGAUCCUUGUUUGGUACCUAAUCACUACGUAGAACAUGCCUUGGAGACUCUCUCUCAAUUAAAGGAUUCCAACUUCAAACCUGCAAAUUGGCUUCGUGAACAGUACAGAAAAUACCGCUCAUCUCAGCAUCCUCCAAAAUCCACCACUAUUUCAUUGGAUCCUGGUUUGGUCUAUGUCCAUAGAGUUCAAAUCACUCCCACUAAAGUGUACUUUUGUGGGCCAGAGAUCAAUGUCUCGAACCGCGUAUUACGCCACUAUGCUGAAGAUAUAGAUAAUUUCCUUCGUGUUACUUUUGUCGAUGAGGAGUGGGACAAAAUGCGGUCGGCCGACUUGGUACAACGGGCAGUUCCGGAAAAUGGUGAAAAACAUACUGAUAUUUAUAAAAGGAUACUCACCACUUUGAGAAAUGGAAUAGUUAUUGGCAGUAAGAAGUUUGAAUUUCUUGCAUUCUCCUCAAGUCAAUUGCGGGAGAAUUCUGCAUGGAUGUUCGCAGCAAGAAGAGGACUCAAUGCAGCUGGAAUAAGGAGGUGGAUGGGUGACUUUAGUCAGAUAAGGAACGUGGCGAAAUAUGCGGCCCGACUGGGUCAAUCGUUUGGGUCGUCCAAAGAAACUUCGAGUGUUGAUAGGUUUGACAUUGAACGUAUUCCUGAUAUAGAGAUCAGAAACAAGAAAUAUAAUUUCUCAGACGGAAUUGGAAAAAUUUCAGCCGAUUUAGCUAAAAGAGUGGCAAUUAAGUGCGAUAUCAGAGGUUUAACGCCGUCUGCUUAUCAAAUUAGAUAUGGUGGAUACAAAGGUGUUGUAGCUGUGGACCCCAUGUCUCAAUUUAAGUUGUCCUUGAGAAAAAGCAUGCACAAGUAUAAAUCGGACAACACAAAACUGGAUGUUUUGGGGUGGAGUAAAUAUCAACCUUGUUACCUCAAUCGGCAGUUGAUUACUCUUUUGUCGACGCUCGGAGUUAGAGAUUGUGUGUUUGAAACGAAGCAAAAAGAAUCUGUAGAUCAACUGGACAUGAUUUUAACGGAUCCAACGAGAGCACAGGAGGUGCUUGAAGUCAUGUCACCGGGAGAAAACAAUCGGGUCCUUAGAGAGAUGCUGAUGUGUGGUUAUAAGCCAGAUGCUGAGCCAUUCCUCUCAAUGAUGCUCCAAACUUUUCGGGCAUCAAAGCUAUCAGAACUGAGGACUAAGUCACGGAUUUUUGUUCCAGAAGGAAGAUCAAUGAUGGGAUGCCUAGAUGAAACUAGGACUCUUGAAUAUGGGCAGGUGUUUGUGCAAAUAUCUGGUGUUGGGCGUAAGCAGUUUUUUGAUAAGGAUUCAUUUAAAUUUGGGGGAAAUGAGUCAGAUCAGCAGCCUAUUGUGAUCGAGGGCAGAGUAUUCGUUGCCAAAAACCCAUGUCUCCACCCAGGUGACAUUCGUGUGUUGCAGGCCAUCAACGUCCCAGCCUUACACCAUAUGGUUGAUUGCGUUGUUUUUCCACAGAAAGGAAAAAGACCGCACCCAAACGAAUGCUCGGGGAGUGAUUUGGAUGGAGAUGUGUACUUUGUGAGCUGGGACCCUGAACUUAUUCCGCCUUGUCAAAUCCCGCCCAUGGAAUAUGAUGCUGAACCGCCUGUUGUACUAGAUCAUGAUGUUGAAAUUGAGGAAGUAGAAGAAUACUUCACCAAUUACAUGGUCAACGACAGCUUAGGUGUCAUCGCAAAUGCCCACACCGUCUUUGCCGACAAGGAGCCGUUAAUGGCCAACAGCGAGGCCUGCAUAGAGCUUGCAAAGCUCUUCUCGAUCGCUGUUGAUUUCCCCAAGACCGGUGUCCCGGCCGAAAUCCCGCCAAAUCUCCUUGUCAAGGAAUACCCUGACUUCAUGGAAAAGCCCGAGAAGCCUACCUAUGAAUCAACCCGAGUGAUUGGGAAGCUCUUCAGAGCAAUAAAGGGCAUUUCCCCAGAAACCAACCACAUCAGAUCCUUCACAAGGGAGAUAGCCCGACAGUCAUAUGAUACUGACAUGGAAGUCGAUGGUUUCAAGCACUACAUUGACGACGCGUGCUGGUACAAGGACCAGUAUGACUUCAAGCUCGGUAUGCUGAUGGAGCAUUAUGGGAUUCAGACAGAGGCAGAGAUCAUCAGUGGCAGUAUCAUGAAGCUGGAGAAAUCCUUCAUGAAGAACAGGGAUGCCGCCGAGGCAAUCAGCCUAGCUGUGCGGUCCUUGAAGAAGGAAGUGAGGGGGUGGUUCGAUGAAAAGGACAGCGAGGUGGGCCCACCCACAGAUGGUGAGGCAUUAGCAAAGGCAUCUGCAUGGUACCAUGUAACGUAUCAUCCUCGCUACUUUGGAACUUACAAUGAAGGCCUGAACCGAGCUCACUUCAUCAGUUUCCCAUGGUGUGUCUAUGACAAGCUGAUUCAAAUCAAGAAGAGGGUGCGGAUGAGAAGGACGGCCGGGCCGUCGUCGCUGCAGCAUAGUUUCAGGCGGAAUCUGAGGGUGGGUUGAGAAUCUGAAUCCGUUCUCUUUUUAAUGUUUUGAAUUUCAGUUAUAUGAGUGUUGGCUUAGUUAAUUAAAAUGCUACCUACAGACUGCAUGUUGUGCUUGUGACAUAAACCAUUCAUAUGGUGGGUUGCAUGGUGAGCCUGUGUUGAAUGUGGACAAUUGGCUUUAAAGUCUGUUUUCAUCAGAUGGCUAGGAUCAUUUGAUGGGGGGAGAUUUUUGGUACUGUUCCAUCCCAUAUUACAUUAGCUCUGUAAAUAUAUGUGUGGUUGUGUUUGCUUGAUGUAUGCUUUGAUAGACUGACAGUGGCUUUAUUUAGCUGCUUUGUUUCUUGAUGUUUAUAUUAAUGUGUAUAAAUAAUGCAAACUGAUUUCUGUGUA